Schistosoma curassoni is the source of this 2304-nucleotide messenger RNA. The record is from the annotation of a GenBank genome assembly. Lineage: Eukaryota; Metazoa; Platyhelminthes; Trematoda; Strigeidida; Schistosomatidae.
GAAUAAACAAGACAGACACGUACCACUAUAAUGACAUACAGAGUUUAUAAAGAAAAACAUCAGGAGUAUAAAACAAAUAUCAAAAGAGAAAGAAAGUAAUACAACUAAAAUACAUUGUGAAGAUUUAUAACAUUUGCUAUGACAAAAGAAGAAGCAACAUCUCAAUUAACUCGAAGCAUAUUUCACACAAUUUAUGCGAAGUUUUCACGAGCCCGUGUAAAACUAUAUGGAUGGCGUCAUUUAGGAUGGUUGGUUUUGUUGGUUGCUGCACUGAAUGUUGUUUGCAUAGGGGGAAAAAGAAGGGCAUUCGGAAUAUUUGUUGCUGCUCUACACAAAGCUUAUAAUGACACGAGCAUGACGGAAUUGAAUUGGGUUGGUGACAGUUAUGCUGCAGUUGGGUUCUUUUUAAUGCCUUUCGCUACAACAGCAAUAAUUCGAUGGAAUCGACCAUAUAGAUGUACCAUGCUUCUAGCCGGUUUAUUGAUUUUUAUAAGUUGUAUGACAUCAGCAGUGGUGCCUAGUCCAGGGUAUCUAUUCCUGACUCAUACACUAAUACAUGGCCUUGGAUCUACACUUAUUUUAUGUGGGACAAGUCUUGUAACAGAAGAGUAUUUUGACAGAUCUCAUCGAUUUCAUGUUUUAGCAACUGCAUUUGUUUCCGGUGGACCUUAUGGUGUACUAAUAUUUGGUCCAUUGUAUUCAAACUUAAUACAAAGCUACGGUUGGCAAGUGGCAUUUCAACUAAGUGGAUUACUUUUCUUACUCGUGACAUCUUUAGCCGGGAUUGUUUUUAUUUCGCGUGAUAUAUUUGAAUAUAACCAAGCUAUUCUGGAGCUUUCUGAUUCUUUUGAAGAAAAUACCAUGAACAAAGCCUUAAGAAAGGAUCCUUUAUUGCUACGUAAUUCUCCGAAAGCCAGUGAUGGACGUGGAUGGGCUUUUUGCUCAGUUGAACAUUUGAAAAAUAAUCCGCAGGUGUUCGUCUGGGGAUUUGAACGCUUACUUCAUAAUCUCGUAAUAUAUGGUUUACUAAUGAACAUGACAGCUUAUGUAAGUCAGGCAUUAAAUGAUCAACUGGUAUUAGGUGCCCGAGUUAAUUUAUACUUUGGUAUAGGAGAAUCAAUCGUAUUUACACUUGGAGCUUUAAUCGGUGAUCGUAUACGAGGUUAUUUAGCAGUCGCCUACUUUAUUGGAGCACUAUUUGCAGCCCUAUUUCUGGUUAUUAUGCAAAAUACAUAUGAAGAUUUAAAUGUUGUUUAUGUACUGGCUGGAUUUACUGGUGCUACUGUUGGUGUAGGCAAUACAUUUCUAUAUGCUACUUCAGAAGAGAUAAUGAUGGUUCAUGGAUCGAUUGCAUUUCCUAUGACAAAAAUGAUUGCCGGUAUUGGUAUGCUGUUAGCACCAUUAUUCUCUGGUGCAAUUAUUGAUGGAUUUGGAUAUGGUGGAUUUUUUAUUAGUAUGGCAAUUUUAGUGUCAAUAAGGGCUAUUCUCUUAGGUCUCAUAUGUUAUAUAUUAAAUCUCAAGAAGAAAUUGAUUUUAGCUAGUGAAAAAGAACACAUAUCUACAAAUGAUAAUCAUUUUAAUCAUUGUUGUCAAAAUACUACUAAACAAUGCAAUGAAAAAUUAACAAAAAUUAAUAAUGUAGAAUCUGAAGUUACAAAUGGAUUAAAUUCAACAGGACAUGAUUUAGAGAAACGUAUUCAAACUUCUUCUGAAUGGUAUCAUGAAAAUGAUCGCAGAAUACCAUAAACUUAUUUAUAUAAUAAAAUUGUAUAAUUUAAACAUUACAUUGAAACUUAUUGUUGUUAACGAACCCCCCCCCCCAAAAAAAAGAAACAUAAUAAUUUUAUUUACAUUUGAUUGAAUGAAUUUGGAUUUCUACUGGAGAAAUUGUUCAAAAGCAUGCAAAACAAAAAUACUUGAAUAAAUGAACAUUAAUUGAAACCUUUCAGAGUAAGUAACGUUUAUUUAUAAUGAUGAUUCUAUGAUUAAAACAAAAAUCAUUUCAGGUGAUAUAAUCUUAUUACAUGAUUUUCUUCGAAAUACAAUAAAACGAAUCCCAUCAAAUUUAAAUUUAAUGCUUAUCGUUUAUUUAAUAACUAAAGAGUCUUUUUGUGAAUAAUUCACUCAAUAACUUCGUUAUCAGGCUAUAUACUUUUAGAUUCAUAAUUAUAUAAUAUAUAUUACAACUAGUGAACUUAUGGUUCAAUGAUUGUUUGAAUAAAUAUCUCAUAUAUAUAUAUACUUUGCAUUAUUCUUAACUCUCAUUUCAUUUGUUAUAAUCCAUAUGGAUUUCUUAUAUUAAUU